AUGGCAUCUGACGCCCCUCGGUUUCCUGAACUUGUGUCGCAGAUCAUUAUCGUCUCGACUCUACUCCAUCACGCCGUCCUUGUCACCAGCCCCCCCAGGCUCAAAGAGGCUCAAAUCUAUCUCUCCGACGUAUGGAAUGCUCUCGCGUUCCUCCUGGGCCUUGGGGGCACCGAUGACCGGGCCGCUCACGAGGAGGAGGUGGCUGUCGCAGGAACCGUAGAAGCGGGGGCCAUAACUGUGUUUAUAUCCCGCAACACCGGCUCGCGCGAAGAUGGCGCCUCGCCACAAGUGUUCAGUUCUCGUGACCCCGAACGAGGUUGGACCCUUCUAAACCGGUCAUACGUUUCGAUAAAGAGAGGCGCUUUGAACUUUGAGGCCCACAUUCAAGACGUUCUCCAUGUCAUCCGGUACUUUUCCGCCCCCCCGGAACGUCGCUAUGAGGGCUUGGCCAUUCGUUGUCUCUUUACGUUCAUCGUCGUAUUUUCCUACUCCGAGCUCCUUUCUCGCAUUGAAGACGGCGACAAGUUGUGGAUCCACAAGAGCACGGACGCGGAGAGCCGAGGCGAGGAGUCUACACAGAUGGAGUUGGAGAAGAAGGGCAAGCAGCUGGAACGAGGCCAACCGGUUCAAGAGGUCGAGACGAGCAAGAAGGGCACGCCGAAGAAGGGCAAGUCGAAGAAGGGCAAGUCGAAGACGGGCAAGCAGGUUGAACGAGCCCAACCGGUUCAGGAGUGCGAAACGAGAAAGCACGGAACGCAGAGCAGGUCCAUACGCAAGGUUGCCCCGGUCGGGCAGGGCAAGCUGGCCGAACAGGCUCAGGGCGAACAGGCUGAGCCGGCUGACCUCAAUGCGAACCACCUCACGACCCACAUCUACCACGUCCUCCGUUCCACCCCACAAACGCACAUCCGACCUCCCGGGAGAAGCGUCUCGUUCCGCAGCUUCAUGCGGUCCGACCUGGAGAGAGCGGGUCUCACGCCAUCUGACUGCGACCCGUCGGACUCGGAACUCACAUACUCUGGUACGAACCAGAACGCGAGCCAGUGGGCGAAGGUGGUGAUGGACUCCGUGGGAGACAUGAGGGGAACUCUGGACGACCUGCGCAAGGACACUUGGCUCUCUGGCUUCGCCCUGUCGGACAAGUACAACUUUUUGUUCGAUGCGACGCACGUCUUGCACGAGAUCCUGGCUUGCAGCCACGUCGUCGAGGCCCUCCUUAGUCCCCAAGUUCUGGUCGACCUCCAGAUCAUGAAGGGUCUCACCGAAGACAAAAUGAACAGCACGGGAGCCACACCAAACAGCGCGGCCGACGCUAGAGCUACUGACGACAAGGGGCUAAGUUUAGUGCCAGAUGCAUUUGCCAACCCCGACGAGCCACCGGGGGACCGAUUCAGGCCGCAGACCACGAACGACCCGGUCGAGGUGAACGCGGUCUACGUGAAGGACAUCCCUUCGGAGUUCAAGCUGCCCCAGCACCCACACCUUCUCGGCAAACUCGAAGAGUUGUGGAAGAAGGCGUCCGCUACUCGCUCUCGCCUUCUCGGUCAUCCUGCGGACCCUCGGGAUUUUCUAUUUAUACUGGAACAGCCGUGGGACGAAGGGUCUAUCAAGGCGAAAGUGCAUGCAGAGGCCUUGCUUAUAACUUCCGCCCUGUUGGUGCACAGGGGGGCCAUUGAGGAGCGAUGA
Epithele typhae is the source of this 1686-nucleotide messenger RNA. RefSeq lists its product as uncharacterized. Lineage: Eukaryota; Fungi; Basidiomycota; Agaricomycetes; Polyporales; Epitheliaceae. Bases 1 to 1686 code for a protein of 561 amino acids. The transcript has 6 exons. The record is from RefSeq and is a predicted model, not a curated record.